ACCCCUUUUAAUCCUCCCAUCCCAAAACCACCAACCUUUGUGCAGAUAGAGAGAGAGAGAGAGAGAAAAAAAAAAAAUGGAAACGAUCAAUUCACUAGUGACUGAAGCUCUGGAAACUCCGGCGUCGACGCUCUUGUUGGUCGCUGUUCCCCUCUUUUUCUUGUUCUUCCUAUCCCGGUUUCGCAGGAAACUGCCUUUCCCGCCGGGGCCGACGGGGCUGCCCUUGAUCGGAAACAUGAUGAUGAUGGACAAGCUGACCCACCGGGGAUUGGCCACCCUGGCCAAGAAACAUGGCGGCCUGUUCCACCUCAAGAUGGGCUUCCUCCACAUGGUGGCCGUGUCGUCCCCGGACGUCGCUCGCCAGGUCCUCCAGGUCCAAGACAACAUUUUCUCCAACCGGCCGGCGACGAUCGCGAUUAGCUACUUGACCUACGACCGAGCCGACAUGGCGUUCGCUCACUAUGGGCCGUUCUGGCGCCAGAUGCGGAAGCUCUGCGUUAUGAAGCUGUUCAGCAGGAAGCGCGCCGAGUCGUGGGAGUCGGUGCGGGACGAGGUGGACUUCAUGGUGCGAGCGGUGGUGGCCAGCGCCGGCUCGGCAGUGAACCUCGGCGAGCUGGUGUUCGCGCUGACCCGGAACAUCACGUACCGGGCGGCGUUCGGGUCGAUAUCGAGAGACGGGCAGGACGAUUUCAUCAAGAUUCUGCAGGAAUUCUCGAAGCUGUUCGGCGCCUUCAACAUCGCCGAUUUCAUUCCCUGGUUGGGCUGGGUCGACCCGCAGGGACUCAACGACCGACUCGUCAAGGCUCGAGCCUCUCUCGACGGAUUCAUCGACAAGAUCAUAGACGACCACAUGGCGAAGCACAAAAACAGUGACGGUUCCGAUAACGCCACCGCCGACAUGGUGGACGACUUGCUGGCUUUCUACAGUGAAGAAGCCAAAGUAACGGAAUCGGAGGAUUUACAGAACGCCAUCAAACUCACAAGGGAUAACAUCAAAGCAAUUAUCAUGGACGUGAUGUUCGGAGGCACCGAAACGGUGGCGUCGGCGAUCGAGUGGGCCAUGGCGGAGCUGAUGAGGAGCCCCGAAGACCUUAAGCGGGUCCAGCAAGAGCUCCGCGACAUUGUCGGGUUGAACCGCCGGGUCGAGGAGUCCGACUUCGAGAAGCUCACCUACCUCAAGUGCGCCCUCAAAGAGACUCUCCGGCUCCACCCGCCCAUCCCGCUUCUGCUCCACGAGACCGCCGAGGAGUCCGAGAUCGCCGGGUACUACGUUCCCGCCAGGUGCCGGGUCAUGAUCAAUGCGUGGGCCAUUGGCCGGGACCCGAACUCCUGGGACGACCCGGAAACAUUCAGGCCCUCCAGGUUUCUCAAGGACAGCGUGCCCGACUACAAGGGGAGCAACUUCGAGUUCAUUCCAUUCGGGUCGGGUCGGAGGUCCUGCCCUGGCAUGCAACUCGGGCUCUACGCGCUCGAGAUGGCGGUGGCUCAUCUUCUCCAUUGCUUUACGUGGGAGCUGCCGGACGGGAUGAAGCCCAGCGAGAUGAACAUGGACGACGUGUUCGGCCUCACCGCUCCGAGAUCGACCCGACUAGUUGCCGUCCCGACGCCCCGACUUCUGUGCCCGGUUUGACCCUUCUAAUAUUUGAUCCUUCGCGUUGAAGAGCACUUGUACCGCCGGGACAAAGCCAAUGCAUUGAAGGAAGAAGCUUCUGCAGAAUUUUCUUUUCCUUUCUCUUUCUUUCUCACACUCUCUCUUGUUUUUUUUUUGUAUUUUAAAAUAUUAUUAAAGGGAAGAAACUGAAAAUAAAUGCAAAGAGCUGGAAAGAUAAAGAGGUCCGCAUUUCAAUUUCUCUCUCUGUGAAUGUAGAAAGACUCUUUCAUUUGUUUGAUCGUUUCACAUUUGGGUUGUAUUUUGCAAUUUCUAUCUUCUGUCAAAUAAAACGUUUCAAAGAAAAAAAAUUUAAAUUUGAU
Messenger RNA from Diospyros lotus (date-plum), 1971 nucleotides. RefSeq names its product cytochrome P450 84A1. Lineage: Eukaryota; Viridiplantae; Streptophyta; Magnoliopsida; Ericales; Ebenaceae. The transcript is spliced from 2 exons. The coding region runs from base 77 to 1630 and encodes 517 amino acids. Gene Ontology annotation, molecular function: monooxygenase activity; iron ion binding; oxidoreductase activity, acting on paired donors, with incorporation or reduction of molecular oxygen. Gene Ontology annotation, biological process: lignin biosynthetic process. The record is from RefSeq and is a predicted model, not a curated record.